Molecule: messenger RNA, 1182 nt
Organism: Conger conger (European conger)
Lineage: Eukaryota; Metazoa; Chordata; Actinopteri; Anguilliformes; Congridae
Gene: areg
Product: amphiregulin
Exons: 6
Coding region: 22-687 (221 amino acids)
Biological process (GO): positive regulation of cell population proliferation; epidermal growth factor receptor signaling pathway; positive regulation of mitotic nuclear division
Source: RefSeq, a predicted model, not a curated record
UUCUCCCUCUCUGUGCGCGUCAUGAACUCUGUGCUCCUGCUUUGGGUCCUGUCCCUAGCAUGCUGCUUCUCAGUAACUGUUGGAGGUGAGGUCACCCGUGCCUCAAAAUCAGAGGAGGCGGGCAGCGUGACAUCAUCAGGGACUGAAAUUCAGAGCUCAGCUGAUGAAGACAAUGAGCUGGAACAGAACGAAAUUGCAGAAUUACCGCUGGUUCCGCAUCCUGUUAAAAAGCCCGGAAAAAAACAGAAAAAUAGGAAAAGAAAGAAUAAGCACAAGGGGGCCUCCCACAGCACACAUAAGUCCGCACCCACCCCAACACCCAACUUCACCUCCACCCAGGUGGAGAGAGAGGACCCCUGCCUCACCACGCAUCAGCACUACUGCAUCAACGGCCGCUGCAAGUAUGUGGCCAACCUGCGCGAGACUACAUGCGUGUGCAUGAUGGGGUACGAUGGCGAACGCUGUGCGGUCCAGGUGUUGAAGACGGGGCAUAAGCAGCCGGAUGAGGAGGUGGUGCAGACGGUACUGGUGGUGAUCGCGGUGGUCCUGUCUCUCAUCAGCUGCUGCGCUAUCCUGCUCAUGAUCUGUGCACACUAUAGAAGUCACAAGAACUUCUUGGCAGCGUAUCUGGGACCCAGCAGUGAGAAGGAGAAACUGCAGACGAACAGCAGCGACAUUGUGGUCUGAACUCAACUGCAGGUCUUCAGAGCUCCAGAGGUCUAGAGCUUGGCCACAUUCACCUUUUUUAGAAGUACUGUGUUUUUUAUUUAUUUAUUUUGAACUAUUUAUUGAAUAUUGUCGUGUUUGACUUUUUCAGGAAGUCUUAGUUUUUGCCUUUUAUUAAAGAUAUUUAUUGUUGCUGUACAUUUCUUUAGAAUUGAAAUUUACUUAUGAAUGUAGUUCUCCAGUUCUCUCAAUGUUCCAGUUCAAAUGUAACAGGCGUCAAUCCAAGCAAUACAAAACCAUAAAAGAGCUCCUCUUGUCUAAUCUGGGUCUCUGUUAUUGUGAGUGUGUGUGUGUGUGUGUGCCUGUGUGUGUAUGUGUGUGUGAACUGCAUGUGUGCAUGAGCAUGUGUGUGGUUGACUACCAAUGUCCCUCCAUCUCUACCCCAUAUGCAAAGUCUCUAGAGAUUCAAGAAAGGCACUGUAUUACUGCUGCACUCUGACCAUGAAGCCCAUGAAG